UUUUCUUGACUCAUUGUUUAAAAAAAUAUUGUAGUUUCCUGAAGAGAAAUAUGUGAAACGUUGUAUUUUUGCUGGCAGUUUGUUUCUUCUAAUGUUUUUGGAAGCAAGGAGGAUGCAGCUGCCUUUCAUUUGUAUUAAUGGAGUGAUGUAGGUUCGAAAGUCUUUAUAACAUCUCUUCCUGAACGACCUUGUUUCAAAAUAUUGCAAAACGCACAUGUCGACGUCGGCGGGUGACAGAGCUGGCAGCCGGCGGCGCAAACGACCUCAUCCACCUAUUCACGAUGGAAUUGUGAACUCGUUCAGCGAUAAAGACAGCGACUUCGUUUGCCCAAUUUGCUUUGACACGAUUGAUGAAGCUCACAUGACGAAAUGUGGACACAGCUUUUGCUACCGAUGCAUUCAUAGAAGUCUCCAGGAUAGCAAUAAAUGUCCAAAGUGUAAUUUUGUUAUUGAUAAACAAGAUCAAAUUUUUCCAAAUUUUUUAUUAAAUGAUCUCAUCCUUAAAAGGAAACAACUGACAAUUGACAAGAAUAUACAGAUUAAUCAACCAUUAAGUGAAUAUAAUUUUUCAGAGCUACAAGAAAUUAUAUGUGGUGAUUCUAAUCUUAAAGUGUCAGAUAUAGAUUCAUUAUUAGAAAUAUUAUCAGUGCGGAAAUAUCAACUUGAAGCAGAUUGCACCGCAACACAAAAUGAAAUUCUAAAAGAUUUUUUAAAGCAAGUUAAAAGACAUAAACAAGAGCAAUUAGAUCAAUUAACACAAGAGGUGAAACUUAUUGAUAAUGACCUGAGAAAAGUGGAGGACAUUAUAGCUAUUCAUCAGAGUCAACACCAAGUGUCAUUUUUGGAUCAGUUUCAAGCUGUUCCAACUACACCAACUGUAAAAUCAUUUCCAACCAAUCUUGAGGAAGCAACUGCAAGCGGUUGUGGUGCAGAAUUAAGUAAUUCUGUACAGAAGAAUGAGUUACCUCAAGAUGGCUUUAAUGGAAGUCAGCAUGGUGCAAAACGUCUGUGGUCGAGCACAACACUAGCUGCACGAAGGAAACGUGUGCAUCAGCAUUUUGAUGACUUGGAGAAAUGCUACUUUGCAAUUCGUCAGGGUGAAAUUCCUGGCAACUCUGAUACAGAUGGUUUAGAAUAUUUCACAGAAUGCUUAUCAAAAUUUACGAGAUUCAGCGGAUUUCGUCCACUGGCAACGUUAAGUUAUGCCAGUGAAGUGCAUAACGGAUCCAGUAUUGUCUCCAGUAUUGAAUUUGAUCGCGACAACGAUUAUUUUGCAAUUGCUGGAGUAACGAAAAAGAUCAAGGUGUUUGAAUAUGGCGUUGUCAUUCGAGACGUCGUAGAUGUGCACUACCCAGUUAUUGAAAUGGUGUGCAACUCAAAAAUUAGUGGUACUUGCUGGAGCUCAUAUCAUAAAGGUCUACUGGCAAGCAGUGAUUAUGAGGGUACUGUGACAUUAUGGGAUGCUUUUACUGGAGUUAAGAACAGGUCAUUUCAGGAGCACGAAAAGCGUUGUUGGAGUGUGGAUUUCAAUCACGUUGAUCCAAAAUUACUUGCGUCCGGUUCAGAUGAUGCUAAAGUGAAGCUAUGGUCUACUGGUACAGAACACUCCGUGUCGUGCAUUGAAGCUAAAGCUAACGUUUGCUGUGUCAAAUUCAAUCCUGAGAGUCGAUAUCAUCUUGCGUUUGGAUCAGCAGAUCACUGUGUCCACUAUUAUGAUCUCCGCAACAGCAGUAAGCCAUUAACUGUGUUUAAAGGUCAUCGCAAAGCUGUUUCCUAUGCAAAAUUUGUAAAUGCUGAAGAGAUUGUGUCAGCCUCGACUGACAGUCAGUUAAAAUUGUGGAAUAUUAAUAAACCUCAUUGUUUGAGAACGUUCAAGGGACAUUCAAACGAAAAGAACUUCGUUGGCCUUUCAACCAACGGAGAUUAUAUUGCCUGUGGCAGUGAAAAUAACUCACUUUACUUGUACUAUAAGGGACUCUCGAAGCAGUUGUUGACGUUUAAGUUCGAUACUGUGCGGAGUGUUUUGGAAAGAGAAAAAAAAGACGAAGAAGCUAACGAAUUUGUAAGCGCUGUUUCAUGGAGAACUGGAUCAAAUGUUGUAGUUGCAGCUAACAGUCAGGGAACGAUAAAGGUUUUGGAGCUGGUUUAGCUUCUUGCCGGAGUAUAAUCAUCCCGUGCUUCUAUUUCAGCAAUUGAUCAGUAUUUUUGAAACCAACGAAGCAUGGCUAACUUAUUUUUUAUUCUUGCGUGUGUAUAUAAAGCGAUACGACGUGGAGGAAGAUGAUGCAAUCGUCAAAAACUGCCUUUCAUACUGUUGCGGGUUUGCUCCUUAUAUAUAUAAAGGGACCAUAAUGGUUCUUCAGGGAAUUGCAAGCAUACUCUAUAUGUUGUGAUUUAGUUAUCCCAAGGUUCAAUUUUCCGAUGGCUCAACCUUUCUUUAACGCAUCAUGACUUGGUUAGCUGAAGUAUCAAUUUUUGCUCGCAAUUAGAACGAACCCGUGAUCAGGCUGUGGAAGGGUCAAAGAAUAGUAAUUCCUCUAAAAUUUCUCUGUGCAUAUGGUCGUGGGCAGAAUGAAUUGUAUAAAUAUGUCAAAAGUACAAAACUAUUAAAAAAAGGCGUUUUAAUAAAAACACGUACGUGAUUUACAAUGAACGAUAGCCAAGAACAUGCAGGACUUAAUUCGUGGACAACCUUGUCGUAAUUCUCGUGAACAAGUCGAUUUCAUCUUUGUGAAAUGGGCCGGGAUGUUAAUAUUUUUCUGGAUUGAAAUCGGUCAUCAUUGUUUAUUACCGCAGGCACAUGGCAAUAUAUUCU
Dendronephthya gigantea is the source of this 2815-nucleotide messenger RNA. Its product is annotated as E3 ubiquitin-protein ligase COP1-like. Lineage: Eukaryota; Metazoa; Cnidaria; Anthozoa; Malacalcyonacea; Nephtheidae. Gene Ontology annotation, biological process: proteasome-mediated ubiquitin-dependent protein catabolic process. Gene Ontology annotation, molecular function: ubiquitin protein ligase activity; protein binding. The coding region runs from base 215 to 2149 and encodes 644 amino acids. The transcript has 24 exons. The record is from RefSeq and is a predicted model, not a curated record.